This is a messenger RNA of Limulus polyphemus (Atlantic horseshoe crab), 1931 nucleotides long. RefSeq names its product L-gulonolactone oxidase-like. The record is from RefSeq and is a predicted model, not a curated record. The transcript is spliced from 12 exons. Gene Ontology annotation, molecular function: D-arabinono-1,4-lactone oxidase activity; FAD binding. The coding region runs from base 1 to 1536 and encodes 511 amino acids. Gene Ontology annotation, cellular component: membrane. Lineage: Eukaryota; Metazoa; Arthropoda; Merostomata; Xiphosura; Limulidae.
AUGAUAAAUAACUGGGAGUUAGCUAAUUUUAUGCAGUCUUCUGCAUCACCUGAUGAUUGUCCUCACAUAUGUGAAAGUUUGCCUGAACAUGGCCAUGAGAAUUUGGACAGCCUGCUUUCCCCUUACAGUCAUGGGUCAUUUCAGGAUAGGUACCUGGGCCUCUUUUUCCCAUUUCUAGACUUAAUCAAUUGGGCCAGUGGAAUUCGAGGUGUACACUUUUUCAACUGGGCAAGAACUUUUGGUUGCUGUCCGGAGCUAUUCUUUGCUCCAAAAACAGAAGAUGAAGUUAUACAAAUUAUUAACCUGGCUCGUGAAGAGAAGAAGAAGAUACGAGUGGUUGGACAUGGCCAUUCUCCAUCAGACAUUGCAUGCACCACAGAUUUUAUGAUUAGCCUACAACAUAUGAACAAAGUUUUAGAGGUUAAUGAAGAAACUUGGAUGAUUAAAGUUCAAGCUGGAGUCACAGUGAGAGAUUUGAAUGAGAAGCAUCUCCCAAAGUAUGGCCUGGCUAUACCCAUUUUAGGAUCAGUUUCAGACGUUACAUUAGGGGGUGCUGUUAACACUGGUACACAUGGAACUGGUGAUAACUACGGAACAAUGUCAACAUAUGUUGUUGAAUUGGAGCUUUUAACAUCUUCUGGGCAAAAAGUUCGAUGUUCAAGAGAAGAAAACAAAGAAAUAUUUCUGGCUGCAGCGUGUGGGCUAGGAGCCAUGGGAGUGAUUAUCACCAUAACUUACCAGUGUGAACCAGCAUUUCAACUUGAACAACGUCGGUUUCCAUCAACACUGAAAGAGGUUAUAGAACAUCUAAACCUGCACAUUAAAAGCUCCGAACAUUUUCGAUUUGUUUGGUUCCCUCACAUUGAUGGUGUUGUUCUUUGGCAUUCAAAUAGAACAAAGAAACCAAUAACAAAAGUGACCAAACUUCAGCAGUGUGUUUCCUGGUUCUGGAACUAUAGCAUUGGAUAUUAUGCUCUUGAGUUUUUUUACUGGCUCAGUACAUUCUUCCCAUCUUUGGUUCCAACCAUAAACAACGUAUUUUAUAACCUGUUGUUUACCCAGAAUAAAGAAUUUGUUAACGAAAGUUAUAAAUUAUUCAACCAUGAGUGUCUGUUCAAGGAACAUGUGAAUGAGUGGGCAAUUCCAAGAGACCAAACAGGUUCAGUUUUGUGGAAACUACAGGAGUGGCUGGAUAAGACUCCUGAUGUCUAUGCUCACUUUCCAGUGGAGGUACGAUUUGUCAAGGAAGAUGACCUAUACAUUAGUCCUUCCUAUGGGCAGGAGACGUGCUAUAUUAACAUCAUAAUGUACAGACCUUACAACAAAGAUGUUCCUCAUGAACGAUACUGGGCAGCCUAUGAAGAAGUAAUGAGAAGUGCAGGUGGAAGACCACACUGGGCAAAGGCUCACAGUGUGACAGCCACAGAGCUCCGACAGAUGUAUCCACAUUUUGACACCUGGUGCCAAGUACGACAACGGAUCGAUCCCAUUGAUAUGUUCAGAAACUCUUAUUUGGAUAGAAUACUCGACCAUUGAUGAUUAAUGAGAUUUUGGUAACUGUUAUGGUGUCUGAUCUAGAUGUCUUAGUUUUGGUGCUCUUAUUGAAAGUCAUCCCACACAUAUAUAUAUAAAAACUUCCAAACCAAGAACUCGGACUCAAACCAAUAAAAAAACUUCCAAACCAAGAACUCGGACUCAAACUAAUAUCAAAAGCUCACCUUAGUUUCGAAAUAUUAUUUACAAGUUAAAACUACUUUUAUUCCUGUCAAUAGAAGAGUAGUUUAAGAAUUAGGUGUUUUUCAGAUAUCUUUUAUGUACUAUCAGUGCAUCAUAUAAGCUAUUUUCAGGCUUCAGUAACUCCAAACUACAGGUAAUUGCCAGUUGGUAAUAGCUGUAAAACGUAUUUGUGAAUUUUUCACUGAAGAAAAAAA